Molecule: messenger RNA, 999 nt
Organism: Naegleria lovaniensis
Lineage: Eukaryota; Heterolobosea; Eutetramitea; Acrasida; Naegleriidae
Exons: 1
Coding region: 1-999 (332 amino acids)
Biological process (GO): rRNA processing; ribosomal small subunit assembly
Cellular component (GO): UTP-C complex; CURI complex
Source: RefSeq, a predicted model, not a curated record
AUGCCAAAACAAAACGCAUCUGAAAAGAAGAACGAGGACUCUGUCAUCAUGGAUGAAAAUUAUGAAACGAGCAGUGAUGAAAGUAGCAGUGAAAGCGAAGAUGAAAUGGUUUCUGUGAAAAUGACAAACAGGAUGAUCGCUUUGGAAUAUAGAUUAGAGGGACACUCCGAAGUUCCACUCUAUUUGUUUUAUAAACAACACAAUGGAGCCAUUCCGAAUAACAAAAACGAUGAGAAUGAUAAAAAUCACAAAAACGAGAGGACAAAGGGUCAUGUUUUAUUUUGCACAAAUCCAUCUCCCUUUUUGAAUGAAGAAGGCUUGUCAGAAUUGUUUGCUUCCAAUUUUGAUUCACAAAUUGGGCAAUGUGUGAUGAGUCACUUAGAAGAAAAGCAUGAUCAUGUUGAGAAUUGGUUAGAAUUUCAAAACCCAUUCUCAAUGUAUCGAGACCAUCCUAGAAUUAAAAGUGGAACAGCACACAUACUUUUGAAUAAGGCUUCAGCUGUGCAAAAAGCUUUAGAAAAGCCAAUAAUUUCGGCAAAGGUUCAAGCAAGACCUGAGCCAAAACGUGGAUUGGAUAAAUAUUUAGAAGAAUAUCAAACAAUACAAUUUCCAUCUGAAAAAUCUGAAAGAGAUGAAGCCAAGAAGGAAUUGAAUCAAUACAUGAAGGAAUUUGACAUCAAAGAAAAACAAAGAAUGCAGGUCAUUAACGUUUUGAGAAACAAAGCCGAUGACAAAGGUUGGACAAAGGUAUUUCAUAGAGGAAAUUCUGGACCUAUUCAUGCAUCCGAACUAAAGCCAAAGAAGAAGAUCAAAAAGGUUCCUCAAAAGAUGAAACACAGACUCGAUUUGCCAUUCUACAAGUUCCAAAAAGUUGAAAAGAAAAAGAAAGCUUUUGAGGAUUUGCGAGAGCAAUUCGAGCGAGAUCAAGCCCUCAUUGAAAGAAUGAAAAGAGAGAAGAAGUUUGAAUCUGUAAGCAAAGCCAAUGACUCCAAUAUUUAA